Molecule: messenger RNA, 993 nt
Organism: Adelges cooleyi (spruce gall adelgid)
Lineage: Eukaryota; Metazoa; Arthropoda; Insecta; Hemiptera; Adelgidae
Exons: 3
Coding region: 67-636 (189 amino acids)
Source: RefSeq, a predicted model, not a curated record
UUACUAUUAGUGUUUCUCAUGAGUUAAGACCAGUUAGACGACGUUACGUAUGCCUCAAUAGUCGACAUGCCGCCCAAGUAUUUAAUGUUUGUCAUUUUAGUGUGUUUAGUUAUAAAUGUCGUUUUAAUGGAUGCUGCUCCAACUGCUGCCCAAGACGACAAUGAACCAGUGUCGUUGCCGCGGUCGGUGGCCGAGUUGGUCGAAUGGGAAGAAUUCAGGCGCAUGUGGAGGGACGCCGCCAAGGUGCAGUUGGAAAAGCGGUUCCCGGGUAGCGGCCCGGCGCCAUCCAGGAACAUGAUCGGCGACGUCAUGACAUCCGAAGACUUCCAGAAGGGGAUGUGCGCAAUGAGCGGCAUGGGCAUGAAGGGAAUGAGCAGCAUGAUGACCGGCCGCGGUGCCCCGUGGGACCAAAUGAGCACUUUCGUGGGCUCCGAGAACACCCAGCACAGCGCGUGCGACCUGAUGAUGCAGACCAUGACCCAGUCCGGUACAGGAAUCAACGGGUACAUGGGUCGGUUAGACAACGACGCCUCCAGAGAUCCUGCCCAAGUGAUCGACAUGUACUUCCAGUCCAGAGCCUACGACACGUUCAAGGACAACUUCGCCAACAUGUUUUCGAACACAAAAAUAUUUUAACACGAAGCGUUCUCGUGUUAACUUAUUAUCUUCGUUCGGUUUUACUUGAUUAAACUUUUAACAACAUCUUUAAAGUAAAAUAAAAAUCAUUUAUCUGAAAAUUAAUUCAUAUUAUAGACACAACAGUUGCGUGUCCAAUUUUAACGCGUCCAAGAUUCGUACCGCAGAAAGCGCCUUUAGACUUUUAUUUUUUUACAAAACGACAUAUUUUUAACUACCACAUGCUUCUAUUAAAUUAUUAUAAUUUUAUAUUAAAAAAGCUACUGAAUUAUUAAUAUUGAUAUCGUAAUGUUAUACGUCAUGUAAAAAAUAAUGCACAUGUAUCUCUUGUUAUGUUUAUCGAAUAAACUAACUGUU